This is a messenger RNA of Salvelinus sp. IW2-2015, 14190 nucleotides long. It is a transcript of the gene hmcn2, whose product is annotated as hemicentin 2. Gene Ontology annotation, cellular component: neuronal cell body; axon; plasma membrane. Gene Ontology annotation, biological process: homophilic cell-cell adhesion; synapse organization. Lineage: Eukaryota; Metazoa; Chordata; Actinopteri; Salmoniformes; Salmonidae. Gene Ontology annotation, molecular function: calcium ion binding; axon guidance receptor activity. The record is from RefSeq and is a predicted model, not a curated record.
GUUCCAUUUCUCCAGGGGAGCAGCUCGUUCCAGUCCCUCCAAACGUUUGUACAUGGAUGUAACUCGGAGGAAAUAACGUGCUACAUCAUCUACUCUAGAUCGGCGUGCAUUUCAAUUGAGGCAACAUUUCCAAUGAUUUUUGGAUUUGAGUUGUUUUUGGCAAUAAUUGUAUUUCCAUAGGCCUAGGUGAUUUUUUUUAUUCGCCAAAAGUUUUGUGUUUUAACUGGUUUGUUACAUUUCUGGAAAACAAAUACAGAUGCAGUGAAUUGAUAAUGACCGGUAUUAUGUUGAAGUGCCUUGUCUUGGCGCUCUUUAUUUGCGGGUCCAAAGUACUGGCUGACCUGCGAGUUGAGGGGGUCCAGGAGGACUUUGAUUCCAUGGACAGUGACAGCGCUUCAACCCUGGCCUUUGUGUUCGACGUUACCGGCUCAAUGUACGACGACCUCAAACAGGUGAUAGAGGGCGCUUCUCGGAUCCUGGAAAAGACCCUCAACCGGAGGACCAGACCCAUCAAAAACUUUGUCCUCGUCCCGUUUCAUGACCCAGACAUUGGCCCUGUGUCCAUCACCACUGACCCAAAGAAGUUCCAGCAGGAUCUGCAGGAGCUGUUUGUCCAGGGAGGUGGAGACUGUCCAGAGAUGAGUAUAGGAGCCAUAAAGAAGGCCCUGGAGGUGUCUCUACCAAGCUCCUUUAUCUACGUGUUCACUGAUGCCAGGGCCAAGGACUACCACCUGAAAAGGGACGUGCUGCAACUGGUGCAGCUCCGACAGUCACAGGUUGUGUUUGUCUUGACUGGGGACUGUGGAGACCGCUCUCAGCCUGGGUACAGAGCCUAUGAGGAGAUCGCUGCCACCAGCUCUGGACAGAUCUUUCACCUGAACAAGCAGCAAGUCAAUGAGGUCUUGAAGUGGGUGGAAGAGACAGUACAGGGCCUGAAGGUCCACCUGCUCUCCUCCAACCAUGACAGUGCUCAGGAGAACCAGUGGGAGGUGCCCUUUGACCCCAGCCUGAAGGAGUUCACUGUGUCACUUAGUGGGCCAGCCCCUCAGAUCGAGCUCAGGGAUCCCCUUGGUCGCAUUGUUGGAGUGGAGCAGGGCCUCACAGAGCUACUGAAUAUCCCAAACUCAGCCCGUGUUGUCAACCUGAAGUUCCCCCGACCUGGAGCCUGGACUCUGAAGGUGGGCUGUGGUGGCCGCCACACUCUGAGAGUUACAGGGGUCAGCAAUCUGGACUUCCGGGCUGGGUUCUCCAGUAUACCAGUGUCUGAGUUCAACUAUACCAGGGAGAGACCCAUCAAAGGAGUUCCAGCCCAUGUGUUACUGAAGUGUACAGGACUGAAGCCACCAGGUCAGCUGAGUCUCAUGGAGUUAGUGUCAGGUUCAGGACGCUCCCUACGCACCCUCCCUGUGCCUCUGCCCUCUGACAGGGGCAGCCGAGGACUCUGGAGUGUCCCAGAAUUUCGCACUCCUUCCCAAAGUUUCUUCCUCAAGGUGACAGGGAAGGAUGAGGAAGGUUACCGCUUCCAGAGGUUGUCCAGUGUCUCCUACACAAACAUCAUCCCAGAUCCCCCAGCUGUGAGCAUGCCCCUUGUGGUGAACAGCUUUUAUAUGCAGCCCGCUAUGAUUGGCUGUUCGGUAGAGAGCGAUGUUCCCUAUAGGCUGAGGUUCACCCGGAGUGGAGUGUCUCUUGGAGAGGAUAAGUUGUUCCAGUUCUCUGGCAAAGCAUCAUGGGAAAUUCCGCAUGCCUCAGGUGAGGAUGAGGGUCCGUACGAGUGCAUCGCUCAGAGCAGCGCGGGACUGGGACGAGCCCUCACACAGCUGACUGUGAGAGAGCCUCCUCCGGUGCUGAAGGCCCCAGUGAAUGUGAGCUCUACUGUGGGGGCCGUGGCUGUGCUGGCCUGCCAGGUGGAGGGCUCCAUGCGACACAACCUGACCUGGCAGCGGGCAGGCCUCACUAUCCUGACCCGCUCCGGGAGGGUACGGGUCUUGCCCAACUCCUUCCUGGAGAUCAGUGGGUUGCUGCCCCAGGACGCCGGCCAGUACCAGUGUGUGGCCACCAACGCCCAUGGAGACAGCCAAGUCACAGUGUGGCUGCUUGUCCCAGAGGCCCCUUCUGUGGUAGUCAGCCCCCAGAGCCAAGCCUUCUCCAGGGGGUCUGAGGUCCACUUCAUCUGCACAGCGUCCGGCUCCCCCACUCCACAGCUCUUCUGGAGUCAUGGAAACAUCUUCCUCACUAAUCAGCCAAGGAUGGCUAUAUCCAAACAUGGUAGCCUAACAAUCAGAGAUGCCCUCCCUGAGGAUGCUGGGAACUACACAUGCCUUGCAACCAAUAAGGCUGGAACUGCUAAACAGACUGUGUCUCUCAAUUAUGCAGAGGAACCCAGUAUCUGGGUGGUGAAACAGGUUGUGAUGGUAGCCGUUGGAGGUGAUGCCACUCUGGCAUGCCAAGCAACAGGUGUCCCCCCUCCUCUGGUCAAAUGGUCCAAAGGUGAUCUACAAGUAGACUCAGUUCCUUUUGCUGAGCAGGACGUGCAUCGUGGGACGCUGCAGAUCCGAGGGGUGCAGGAGAAGGAUGCCGGGGAGUACAGCUGUGUGGCCAGAAACCCGGCUGGAACCUCCUCUGCUACCGUUAUUCUGGAGGUUGGAGCGGCCCCUCUGUUCUCAGAAACCCCCGUUGACAUGAUGGCAGAUGUGGGGGAGAAUGUCACCCUWCCCUGUGUCGCCCAUGGUUUCCCAUUGCCCAAGGUUACCUGGCGUCGAGAUGAUGGGAGACCGAUUCUCACUAACGUAGACAGCAGCGGUAGCCAGGUGCAACUAGAAAAAGGGCAUCUCCUGAUCCAGAGUGUCUGGUUGGAUGAUGAAGGCGUGUAUGUCUGUGAGGCCAAGAACCAGUUUGGAACCAUCAGGACUGAGGCCAGAGUCAGUGUCAGUGGACUGGAGCCCCCUUUUUUGGCACAUGGUGCACCAGUCAUCACCACUGGGAUUGGUCAGUCUCUGAGCAUUCCCUGCAUGCUAUUGGAUGGAAUACCCCUGCCAGAGAGACACUGGACCCACAAUGGAAAUGAACUGCGGCUGAGUGGCAGGACAUUCCUGAGGAGUGAUGGCAGCCUGUACAUAGAGAGGGCACUCCCAGAGGAUGCUGGGACGUAUGUUUGCACUGCGGUGAACAUAGCGGGGUCGGUCAACAUAUCUGUCAGCCUGGAAGUCCAUGUGCCCCCAGAGAUCAGCGCUGGUCCAUACCACUACAUAGCCAAUGAGGGUGUGGCCAUUACCCUGUCAUGUGAGUCCAGUGGAGUUCCCAAGCCAACUAUUGUCUGGUCCAAGGGAAGGGAGCCCCUGCCCAGGGACAUGUCCUCUGCCCAGUCAGACAAUGAUGGUUACCUCCACAUCCUCAACCCCACUGCAGAGGAUGCAGGCAUAUACAUCUGCACAGCCACCAGUGCAGUGGGCUACGCCAGCCGUGAGAUCCAGCUUAGUGUCAACACCAAGCCUAAGAUCGUAGGUGUGAGCAGUCAGGAGAACACAGUUAAGAUGGCUGCCGAAGUGGGCUCUGAGGUCAUCCUCCCCUGUGAGGUCCAGGGCAGUCCCUCUCCCCUGGUCACAUGGAGCAGGAACGGCCAGCCCAUCCCUCCAGUCACUGCCUGGUUCACCGUGCUGCCUUCUGGCUCUCUGAAGAUCACUGAUGUCCGACUGGUUGAUAGUAAACUUUACACUUGCUCAGCAAAAAACCCAGCAGGCAACGUGUCUAUCAACUACAAUUUACACAUACAAGCUAAGCCCAAGAUCCAGGCAGCUCCGUCCCUGCUGAAGGCUCUGAUAGGCCAGACAGUGGUUCUGCCAUGUGUGGUUCAGGGGGAGCCCAGCCCUGAGAUCAGCUGGUUCCACGACGGACGUCCUGUCUGGGCCAGGGACACUGCAGCCCUCAAGAUCCACAGGGCCAGCCUCACUGACCAGGGCAUCUACAGCUGUGUGGCCAAGAACACUGCUGGACAGGACACCAUGGAGGUCAAACUGGAGGUGCUAGAGGCCCCGUCCUUCGCAGAGGCUGGAGAUGCCAUCAUGGAGAAAGUGUCUAACAGCAAGGUCACCAUUCCCUGCCCUGCUGAAGGCUCACCCCCUCCCAAGGUACGCUGGUUCAAGAACGGUCUGGAGAUACACCCUGACCAAUCAGAGCUAUCUGUGGCACAGGACGGCUCUCUUGUGAUUGGUUCAGCAUCUGCCAGUCACAGUGGGGACUUCACAUGUGUAGCCAGCAAUGAUGCAGGCUCUGUUGAGCGGAAGACCCGCCUGAAAGUGCAUGUUCCCCCUGAGAUCCAGGAUGAUGGACAGCCCCUGAACCUGACAGUCACCCUGAAGCAGCCACUCACUCUGGGCUGUGAUGUCAUUGGUAUCCCCUCCCCCACAAUCACCUGGACUAAAGACGGGCAGAAUGUGGUGGACUCCCCUGGAGUGUAUCUACAGAAUGGGAAGAGACUUCUGAGAAUCUACCGGGUCCAGACAGAGCACGGUGGCCAGUUCAGCUGCAUAGCUAGUAACACAGCUGGGCAAGCCCGAAGGGACUACAACAUUGUUGUACAAGCCCCACCAGUGAUCUCGGGGACAUCCAGGGUACAGGACCUGUCAGUGGUGUCAGGACAGGAGGUGGAGUUCCAGUGUCGGGUCAGUGGGCGCCCAGCCCCCAAAGUUGAAUGGAGCCGGGAUGGAGAGGUGCUGUCCAAGGACGGGGACCCCCAUGUGGAGUUCCAUGAGCAGGGCCAGGCGAUGAAGGUGAAGGCAGUCAGACUGAGGGACCAGGGCUUGUACCAGUGUCUGGCCAGUAACAGCGCUGGGACACAGAUGCGCCAGUUCAGACUCACUGUGCAAGCUCCCCCCACCAUCAUGGGCCCCYGUGAGACCUCAGAGGUGUCUGUGGUGUUGGGUUUCCCCACGGUUCUGCCCUGUGACGUAGAAGGUUCUCCCAUGCCCAGUAUCACCUGGCUGAAGGACAACCAGCCCAUCGUGUCCAGUGCCCAGCUCACCUACACCCGGGGUGGGCAGGCGCUGCGGUUGGGGGCAGCACAGGGAGACAGUGCCGGUCUCUACACCUGCCGAGCCUCAAACCCAGCAGGCACCACUCUUAAACACUACUCACUCAGUGUGCUGGUUCCACCGCAGAUUGAAGGGGACUCUACAUCUCUGAGUUUCGGUAGCCGAGAUGAGAAAGUCCGGAUCAACGGCUCAUUAACCCUGUCCUGUCUGGCUAAAGGCUUCCCUGAACCCAAGACCCAGUGGUUCAAAGAUGGACAGUUGUUGACUAGGAACUCCCACACUGGUAUCCGUGAGAGUGAUCGCCUUCUUCACAUAGACAAUGCCAUGCUCUCCCAUGAGGGACAAUACACCUGCAUGGUCACCAACACUGCAGGAGAGGACAAGAGAGACUUCCACGUCACUAUUCAGGUUCCUCCCAUCUUCCAUCGGGGGAGUAACGGUGCAGCAGCCUGGGGUCUGGGAGGAGAGGAGGAGGAGGAGGAGGGAGGGGUUAGAGAUGAUGAGAUGACAGAAAGAAGGGAGGUGGUCCUGGGGCAUCCCAUCAGCCUGUCCUGUGAGAGUAACGCCAUCCCUCCGCCCCAUCUCAGCUGGUACAGAGAGGGACGCAAGCUCUCCACCGCUGACGGAGUWGUACUGCUGCCAGGUGGGCAGGUACUCCAGAUUCCACGGGUCCAGCAGGAGGAUGCUGGGAAAUAUACGUGUCAGGCGGUGAACGAGGCAGGGGAGGACCGCAUGCACUUUGACCUGGAGGUUCUAGUCCCCCCAGUGAUAACGGGCCAGUUGGAUGAGUUCAUGGAGGAGAUAGGAGCAGUGGUGAACAGUACCGUGGCUCUCCACUGUGACGUGACAGGUCACCCAGAACCAGCCAUCUCCUGGCUGAGGGACGGCACACCGCUGCCCUCCGGACAAAACCACAGCAUCAGUGAGGACGGGAGACAACUACAGAUCCUCAGUGUGCAGGUGUCAGACAUGGCCAGCUACCUUUGUGUGGCUGAGAACAAGGUUGGAGCAGUGGAAAAACUCUUCAGUCUGACUGUGCAAGUUCCCCCAAGGAUGGUAGCUGGCAGGGAGGAGGAGGUGAGUGUGAUAAAGGGUCACAUGGUGUCCAUGCUGUGUGACGUCCAGGCGUACCCUCCUCCAGAGAUCACAUGGACCAGAGAUGGACAGGUCCUCCAGUUCAGCACGGGCAUCCAUAUCCUGCCAGGAGGUCAGAUGCUGCAGCUGCCCCGGGCCAGACUAGAGGAUGCAGGACAGUACGUGUGCACUGCCACCAACUCAGCAGGCCAGGACCAGAAGAGCAUACUGCUCAGUGUCUAUGUCCUGCCCACGCUGAAGCCCCGCCUUGACUCUGAGUCAGAGGUCCUGACCCCUCAGGUGGGGUCAUCUGUCACUCUGCGUUGUGAAGCUCUGGGCAUUCCGACGCCUGAGGUCACAUGGUACAGGAACGGGCUGCAGCUGGCAGCUAGGACUGGACUGAAAGUGGAGCAGCAUCAGCUGGAGAUCAUGGGAGUGCAGGUGGCUGAUGGUGGAAUGUACAUCUGCAAGGUGUCCAAUGUGGCUGGACAAGUGGACAGGACCUUCCGCUUGACUGUCCAUGUACCCCCUGUCCUGGAUGGACCUCUUCAUGAGUCCCUCACCCAAAACCUGGGCUCCCAUGUCACCUUGCUGUGUGAGGCUACAGGGGUCCCAGUACCCAGUAUAACCUGGCUGAAGGAUGGCACCCCUAUUGAGAGCAGUCUGCAGUGGCAGUGGUCGGUACGAGGCAACAGGCUGGAGCUGGGUCCGCUGACCCUCUCUCACGCUGGAACCUACACCUGUGUGGCCAAGAACAGGGAGGGACAGACUCAGAAGGACUUUGCUCUCACAGUGCAAGUGUCGCCCACAAUCCUGGACUCUGGCCAUCCAUCUGACCUGAGUGCCCCAGUGGGCGAUGAGCUGACUCUGGAGUGCAAAGUGACAGGCACACCCACACCCCACCUCAGCUGGCUGAAGAAUGGAGUGACUCUGGAGGGCUCAGACACCCAAGAGAUAGACAUAUCCCCUAAUGGGAGCACUCUAACCGUGCUAAGGCUGAGGCCUGAGGACUCUGGGACUUACACCUGUCUGGCUGUCAGCCCUGCUGGCCAGGAGAGCAAGAUCUUCACCCUCCUUGUACUGGUGCCCCCCUCUAUCUCGGGCGAGACCAGUGCCCCCAGAGAGGUGCAGACCACCCAGGACAGUGUGGUGACCCUGGAGUGCCAGGCAGCGGGUAACCCUCCACCUCAGAUCAGCUGGCUCAGGAAUGGACGCCCCCUGCUCCUCUCUCCACGUAUCCGCCUUCUCUCUACAGACACUGUACUCAGGAUCUCUCCAGUGCAGCUGUCAGACUCUGGGGUCUAUACGUGUGUGGCACGCAGUCGUGCUGGCCUCGCUGAGCUUAACUUUGAUGUACAGGUCCAAGUUCCUCCAGGUGUGGACCGUGUGGAGCCUGUAAAGCCGGUCACAGUGGUGCGGGGGUCCCUGGUGACGCUGACCUGUGAGGCGCAGGGUGUCCCCCCUCCCUCCUUGAAAUGGCUAAAGGACGGCCAGCCUCUGUCCCUGCAUCGCAACCUGCUGCUUGACGGCCAGGAGACGCGGCUGCAGCUGCCUGACGUGGGGCUCUCUGACAGAGGCCUCUACAGCUGUGUGGCCAGCAACCAGGCUGGCAGCAGCACCAAGAGCUUCAACCUCACUGUGUUGGAGCCUCCAAAGAUCUCCAUCAGCUCUCCAGAGGAGUUGAUGGUGGCCGUGAACACUGCUCUGGAGCUGGAGUGUAUUGCAGAGGGCGUCCCCUCUCCUACCCUCAGCUGGCUCAAGGAUGGGCGCCCUCUACAGGGAGAUAGUGAGAUAGUAGWGGAGGACGGACACUUCCUCAGGAUUACCAAAGUGCAAGUGGAGGAUGCAGGUCUAUACACCUGUCUGGCUAGCAGCCCAGCAGGCGAGGAUGGAAGUAACCACUGGGUCCGUGUUCAAGUUCCCCCAACUCUUCUUGGUUCUGAUGAUGUCAGAACGUUGUCAGUCCCAGCCAAGGGACACCUGACUCUGGAGUGCCAGGCUGACAGUGACCCUCCACCUGACAUAGAGUGGUACAAGGACGACGUGAAAUUACAGCUGGGGGGUCGUAUCCAGAGGCUGGCCGGGGGUCAGUACCUGGAGAUCCAGGACGUCAGGCCUCAGGACAGUGGCCAGUACAGCUGUGUGGUCACCAACAUGGCUGGAAGCACCAACCUCUUCUUCACUGUGGAGAUCCUCAUGCCACCAGUCAUCAGAGAGAGCAGCUCUGUGGUCACUGCACAUAUCAGUCAGGAUGCAGUCUUGCCCUGUGAAGUAGAGGGGGAGGCCUCACCUACAAUCCUGUGGAGGAAAGAUGGCAUCCCUAUAGGUCCUGACGACAACAAGUACACCACGCUGUCUGAAGGCUCUCUGCGUGUGAAGGCUGUUCAGCUGAGUGAUGCCGGACGCUACUACUGCACCGUGUCCAAUCAGGCCGGAUCAGAUCACCAUGGGAUGGACUUACGCGUGUUUGUUGGUCCCUCGAUCAACCCUGGUCCCUUCAACGUGACGGUGACCACAGGGGUGAGAGCCGUGCUGAGCUGUGAGGCCACAGGUAUACCUGCACCUAAAGUCACCUGGAAGAGGAAUGGGACUCCCAUAGACCUCAACCAUCAGCCUGGCACAUACAGGUUACUCUCCUCUGGAUCUCUGGUCAUUUCCUCUCCAUCCAAUCAGGAUGAGGGAUACUUUGAAUGCACAGCAGCCAAUGAGGUUGGAGAGGAGCGCAGUGUCAUUGAGGUUAUCCUACAAGCCCCCCCCACCAUUGAAGAUGACAUCACAACAGUCAUUGCUAUCAAAAUGGCCCCUGUGGUGCUGCCAUGCCAUGCCCAGGGCCGCCCAGAGCCCAGUGUCAGCUGGACCAAGAGUGGAGCCAAGCUGGGUUCCCGAGGGGGGAGUUAUCGGGUCCUGCCCACAGGGGUGCUGGAGAUUACAGCUGCUACCCCCAGUCAUGCAGGGAGGUACACCUGCUCUGCCCGGAACCCUGCAGGGGUGGCCCACAAACACAUCACUCUCACAGUGCAAGAGCCCCCUGAGAUCAGGCCCAUGACAGAGGAAGUACAAGUAGUGUUGCAUCAUGGGACAGUUCUGCCCUGCGAGGUGAAAGGUUUCCCUCGACCCUCCAUCACCUGGCAACGAGAGGGUGUUCCCAUAUUAACUGGUCACAGACUGGCUCUCCUCUCAAAUGGAGCUCUGAAGUUCUCUCGGGUCACACUGGGUGAUGCGGGCACUUACCAGUGCCUGGCACAGAAUGAAGCUGGCACAGCAAUGGGAAGGACACGGCUCGUGCUGCAAGUUCCCCCAGUACUGAGUGUUCCUCGUGUGGAGUACACGGCCGUGCUGGGCCAGCCAGUGAGCAUGGAGUGUGUGGCAGAUGGACAACCCCAGCCAGAGGUGUCCUGGCACAGGGAACGCAGGCCCGUCACAAAGGGGGCACACAUACAGCUCUUUGCCAACGGCACCCUGAGGAUCGCGGCCUCACAACGUAGUGAUGCUGGCCUGUACACCUGCUCUGCAAAAAACCUCGUUGGCAGGGCCAGCCAUGACAUGAGGCUUGUCAUAAUGAUCCCGCCUAUGAUUCCUGGUGGUCAGCCAGAGCUGUCUGUUGUCCAGGGCUUCCAGGCCUUGUUGCCGUGUGCGGCUCAGGGUUCGCCAGAGCCCCGGGUGUCAUGGGAGAAGGACGAUAACACCGUGCCCAACCUGCCUGGCAAAUUUACUGUUCUGCGAUCAGGAGAGCUGAUCAUUGAGAGGGCAGAGCCAGGUGAUGGUGGUGUGUUCACCUGUGUGGCCACCAACACAGCAGGCACAGUGAGACAGGACACCCGCCUGUCCGUCAACAUGAGGCCCGCCUUCAAGGAGUUACCUGGUGACGUGACCCUGAACAAAGGCCAAAGUCUCAGCUUGUCUUGCCAUGGCCAGGGCACCCCUACCCCUGUCAUCUCCUGGACCGCUAACAACAGCCCCUAUCCAGGUUCCAGUGUGGAUGAGGCAGGCAGAAGCUCCUUGGUCAUAGAGAAUGUGACCAUGAGUGAUGCGGGAACCUAUGUGUGCCUAGCAGAGAACAGUGUGGGCACCAUUAGAGCACUCUCAUUUGUCCGCAUUAGAGAACCUCCAGUUUUGAAGGGAGAGGCCCAUAUCUCUCAGACUGUGGCCCAGGGUGGCACAGCCAUGCUGGACUGUCCUGUCCAGGGAAACCCCAGUCCUGUCCUCCGCUGGCUCCGUGACGGCAGACCCCUUCUCCGCUCCCUUCGCCUGCAGCCCCUCCAUAAUGGCUCCCUGGCCAUCUACAGCAUCACGAGAGGAGAUGCAGGAGAGUACCAGUGUGUGGCUGAGAGUGAGGCUGGAGUCGCUGAGAGAACCGUCUCUCUCAAAGUACAGAUUAAGGGAGGUUACUCUAAUUGGGAGGAGUGGGGCCCAUGCAGCARCACCUGUGGACGAGGGGUUCAGGAGCGAAUCAGGUUAUGCAACAAUCCAGAGCCAGUCAAUGGGGGGCGAUCAUGUGACGGUCCCAGUAUGGACUCCAGAAGAUGUCAGACUGGACUCUGUCCAGGGGAGGCCCCUCGUAAGGCCAGGGGCAGCCUGAUAGGGAUGGUGAAUGAUAGGGAGUUUGGGGUGUCGUUCCUGGAGGUUAACAUCACAGAGAACCUAGACGAUGGAACCAGCACCCUGCAGGCCCACCUGGACAACAUCCCCCCUAGUGUGGGUCCAUUGCUGCGGGCGCUCGUGUCUGUGUUUGCUCCCAUCUACUGGACCACAGUGCUGCAGACUGGAGCAGCCAGGAACGGCUACUCACUGACCCAGGGCCUGUUCAGACAGGAGUCCCAACUGGAGUUUGACACAGGUGAGAGCCUUCGGGUAACACAUGUAGCCAGAGGUCUGGACUCAGAGGGGGUUCUCCUCAUGGACAUCGUUAUCAAUGGCUUUGUCCCUCCAACAUUAUCAACCUCCCAUCUCAAUCUGCAGGAGUUUGAUGAGUCAUACGUGCAGAUGGGUCCAGGGCAGCUGUACUCGUGGUCGUCCCAGGCCCAUCAGAGAGCAGGCGGUCCCAUGGUGCUGCGCUGUAACCACUCCAUCAUCUACGAGGGCCGAGAGGAGCGCCAGGGGCCCCUGUUGCAGCUGCUUAAGGUGUCCCAGAUGAGUGCCAUCUACAGCAUAUUCACUCUCAGUUUGGACUUCCAGAUGACAGCCUCAUUACUCCUACCAGAUGGUGAUGGAGAAACAUGCCCGAAAGGUUUUGUCCUGGAUACAGCCUCUUACUGUGCUGAUGAGGAUGAAUGUGCUGCAGAAUCGCCCUGCUCUCAUUCCUGCAACAAUGUGAUGGGUGGCUUUUCCUGUGCCUGUCCCUCCGGCUUCACCAUCUCUCCAAAGACCAACACAUGCCAAGAUAUUGAUGAAUGUGCCCAGGGUUCCCACAUGUGCCACUACAACCAGCAGUGUGUGAACACGGUUGGCACGUACCGCUGCCAGGCUAAAUGUGGCCCAGGGUUCAAGCCCAGCGCCAUGGGAACCAGCUGUGAAGAUGUGGAUGAGUGCCAGGAGUCGUCUCUCUCCCCGUGUCAGCAGCAGUGUCUGAACACCCUGGGCUCCUUCCGCUGUGUCUGCAACCCUGGCUACCAGCUCUCUGGGCACCGCUGUCUAGACAUCAACGAGUGCGGCAGGAAUGUGUGCCCAGCUCACCAGCAGUGCCGCAACACAGAGGGAGGCUACCAGUGUUUCGACAGCUGCCCAGCUGGCAUGAGAAUGGGAGAGAAUGGGGCCUGUGUGGAUGUGGACGAGUGCCAGGAUGGGAGCCACAUGUGCCGCUACAGCCAGAUCUGUCAGAACACCAUUGGGGGGUACGGCUGUGUCUGCCCUAGAGGUUAUCAGUCCCAGGGGGUGGGACGUCCAUGCCUGGACGUUGAUGAGUGCCUACAGACGCCGAGUCCAUGUGCCCACCAGUGCCGUAACGUGCCAGGCAGCUUCCGGUGCCUCUGCCCACCAGGCACUGUGUUACUGGGGGAUGGGCGCUCCUGUGCUGGCCUAGAGAGAGGACAGGCCUUCUCCAACGGUACCCGCAUCAGGGAAAGACUGCGCCCACAGCUGGUGUCAUCGCUUGGUAGGCCCAUCCUCUCACGGCAUCAUGGGGUAUCCCGCAUCACCAGACAGAGCUGCCCCAUAGGCUACACCAACCGAGAUGGRACAUGUGUCGAUGUGGAUGAGUGCUUGCUGAGGAAGCCGUGCCAACAUGAGUGCCGAAACACAAUAGGCAGUUUCCAGUGCCUCUGUCCUACAGGCUACCAGCUCUUACCCAACGGCAGGAGCUGUAAAGACAUUGAUGAGUGUGCAGUACAAGGCAUCCAGUGUGGACACAACCAGAUGUGCUUCAACACUCGUGGAGGACAUCAGUGUCUGGACACGCCCUGCCCUGCAUCCUAUCAGAAAGGAGGGAGCCCAGGGACGUGCUACAGACCCUGCUCUUGGGACUGUGCCUCUGGAGGUUCCCCUCUGCUACUCCAGUACAAGCUGCUGACCCUCCCCCUCGGCAUCCUAGCCAAUCACAAUGUGGUGCGCCUGUCGGCCUUCUCUGAGGUGGGGGUGUUGCAGGAGAGAACAUCCUUCACCAUCCUGGAGCAGGGCAGUGAGGGGGAUCCGGGGGCAGGGGGCCAGAUAUUUGGCAUCAGGGAUGAGGCAGGCAGGGGCAUCAUCUUCACCCUACGGCCCAUGCAGAGGCCAGGCCUGGUGCGUUUGAGGGUGCAGGCCACCACCCUCUCCACACAGGGCCGCAUCACAUACCAGAGCAUCUUCAUCAUCUACAUCUCCAUCUCUAGAUACCCCUACUGAGCCCCCCCUCAGCUGGAGGGUGGAACUGACUGUGUUUUUCCCUAAAAUGCCCCUGUCCCCUUCCUCAAUCUCUGUAGAAUCAGGCCCCCGGCCUGGGAGAACGAGCAUGCCAACCAAGCCAAGCCAAGGACGCACUAAUCAAGAGACAAGGCAAACAGUAUUAUCACUAAGGAUUUCACUGAUAUUUGGACCCUUAUCUGUGGUACAAUGUAAACUGUAUUGAAAUGGAUCUUAAACUGUGAGGACAUGGUUUAGUCAAAAUCUGUUCUGUUUUGUUGGAUUUAUCACAAUGAACAUGCCAAAGAAGGUCCUAUAGCAUUAGAAUGGCGUGCAGCUAUUUAUAUUGUGAAAAUGCUACAGGUUUGUCAAUAUUAUUUUAUCUCGUGUUUUCCUAUUCUUUUAAGUCAUUGUUGUCACAUGAAUCAGCUAUAAGGUGCUAUUCUGAAUGUACUGUACUUGAGUGUGUUUACGUUUAUGGCCUUAGCUUCAUCGAAGCAGUGAGCCAUAUGGCGUUUGUGUUACAAGAACAAACGGAUGAGAAAGCAUUUCCUCCCCCGGCCUGGACUAAACCAUCUUAAGCAGGAAGUAGAAGACCAUUUGAGUUUGAUUGCUCUCAUUGGACUCUGUGCUGAAUGGAGUUGGCCUCCACUAGCAGGGCCACAACAUGGACAUCAGAGAAAAUGUCCCUUUCUGCUUAAUCACGUUUAGUCUGUAGGCUGUAGUAUUCUGAUUUAGCCAUUCAUCUUUCUAAAUGUGUUUCAAAAUUCCAUGGUUAAAAACCAUAGAGGGAGGGAAGCAACAAAGACAUCGUGCUGAGCAACAACUAUUUAUUGUUAAACCAAAAGCAUACUCAGUGAGUAGUAUGCACACACACACACACACACCCCAAAAUGUGAAGAACCACAUCCAGUGGGUGUUUGUGAAACAGGGAAAGAGGAGGCAGACGAAUAUUAAUAGAAAAUAUGCACAAUAUACUUGUGAAUUAAACAUGCUGAACAAACUCAGCAAAAUCAUGGCUGCAAUAGUGCAGUGUACAUUUCUUUAGAAUUUCGACUGCACCCUCCCUUCUAUUAGCUGUGUGAUGAAUUAACCAACAUUUCAGUGUCACUGUAUACACAUGUAAAACCAUCAAAUUCAUCCAAAAAUGUCUGUUUUAGAAAAUGUGUAUUACUGUCCGCUUUGAUCAUUGGUAGUAAUGCACGUUAAAUGUGUUUUAACUGUAAGUCAACCAAUGAGAAAAUGAAAUUAAACUUUGCCAUUUAUGACACAAUUA